This is a messenger RNA of Bursaphelenchus xylophilus (pine wood nematode), 1773 nucleotides long. The record is from the annotation of a GenBank genome assembly. Lineage: Eukaryota; Metazoa; Nematoda; Chromadorea; Rhabditida; Aphelenchoididae.
AUGGUGUUGAUUGUGCCAGCUGGCUCUGUGCCAAAACAGCGGAGGACAGUUAGAGAAUUCAUCGAUAAAUACUUCUUACAUGGUACGUUUUAUCACUCGCUAAGAUCAUUAAACUUUUUGAUGACCUAACUUACAGCGGAAGUACUCCAAGAACGACGCUCAGAUUUUUUAAAAUUCUGCACGCACUUCGGCGACAUCAAUUUCUAAAAAAAUUUAGCUCGCGCUUCUCUUUGUGGCCGAGGAAGCACGCGAAAACACUUUUAGGUCGCAUUUUUUUUGCUAAUUUUGCGCUUUCUGUGGAAUUAUUACACUCUACAGUAGCUACACCUAUUUCACUGCAGUAGAAAAAGGUAUGAAACUUUUCAUGACAAAAUUUGCGAAAAAAAACUUUAAUUUUUUUCCCAACUUUUGAUAAAAAAUCUCGGUUGUUUCUGCAAAGCGCGAGCCAGGUCGUAAUUUUAAAUUACCGAAUUCAUAAAAAUAUGAGCGUCGUACUUGGGUAGCUUGCCUGUUAAUUAUGUAUAGAUCAACUUUGAUCUUCUUUCAGGACAACAUUUGGAUGAAGAUCUACAGUCCCGUCUCCAAUCCUCCCCAGAUCUCCCAUUCCAUGAAAAAUACCGCAAAUACAUAGCCUUUAUCUCCCCCAUAUUAUUCUGGCAAUUGACCUGGUGGCCAGUUGCUCUAACCCAUGGUCUUCUUGGCUUGUAUUCAACUAGAUGGGAGAUGGCCGUGACCAUGAUAUUUGGGGCCUUGGUGGCUGGGGCCACUUCUGAAGGUGGAGGGGCCAUCGCGUUCCCCGUGAUGACAUUGCUAUUACAUAUACAGCCAACUGUCGCAAGGGAUUUCUCGUUGAUGAUUCAGAGCGCAGGUAUGUAGGUAAAAUAUAAUUCUUUUGGACGCUCAUCGAUAGCAUAAUUGAUCCAUAUAAUAAUUAUAAAUUUUAGGGAUGGCGGCCUCGUCCUUUACGGUGAUCUACAUGAGGAUAAAGGUUGAAUGGCAUUCGAUUAUUUUCUCGAGUUUAGGAGCUGCCUUCAGUAUAAUAAUAAGCCUCCAAUUUAUGGACGAUCUGCUGACCCCGUUGCAGAAGAAGAUGAUGUUUGUAUCCAUCUGGUUCUCCUUUGCAAUCGCUUUAUUUAUUCUGAAUCGUCAACGAAAACGGCGAACGUAUGACGUCAUUCCUCAUUUCAAUUUCUGGAAAGGCGCCGUUCUCUUUGUGACUGGAUUAUUUGGAGGUGUGUUUGAUAAAAAUUAAAUUCAUAUUUUGUUAUUCGCAUCUAUAAUCACACUACUUUAGGCGUCCUCAGUGCAUAUACUGGAUCAGGAGUGGACAUCUGUUCUUUUUCGGUUCUCACUUUAUUCUUCCACAUCUCCGAGAAGGUGGCUACUCCAACCUCGGUUGUCUUGAUGUUCCUAAACACUUGCGUCGGCUUUUAUUGGCGUCAGUUAAUUCAAAAUAAUGUCAGCGACCUUGCCUGGGAGUAUUUCGCUGUCUGCAUUCCGGUCGUGGUGAUCUUCUCUCCAGUCGGCGCCUUCUUGUCAUCCCAUCUUCAUCGUCAAGUUCUAGCAGCAACUGUUUAUAUUUUGGAAACUGUGGCUUUAUUUGGAUUUCUAAUCACCCAACCUCCAAUUGGGAUAAUAAUAGCCGGGGGAAUCAUCAUUCUAAUCGCCUCAGGGUUCUUUUUUGUUCUUGGUUGGGCAGGACAGCGAUUGGGGGAUCAAAUUGAGAGUGCAAUCAACCAGUCGCCCCAUUCCAAGUCUCCAGUUGUGCCUUAA